AUGGAGACCCCAGGUCAAGCUGCUUUCCCUUGCCUCCAGCCCGCGCUGUACAUGAGAGUUUGUGUCCCCCUUUUCCUUAUUCACGUCGGCGAGCAUUCGCCCCAAGGAUUCAUCAGAUCGGUCGAUGGAUUCAAGCCGUAUAUCAAUGCCACUAUUACCUUUGGCAGUGAUUGGCUCUCACCCGGCUCCCUCGAUCUGCUGCCACGUAUGAACAUGAUCGGCCUGGCGGAAAACCAUGACGGCAUUCCAUUUGCAUUCCGGUUUGACGGGAUAGUAGCCAUGGCCAAAGAUAACGCGGCAACUCCUACACCAAAUAUAUGCGGCGUAGCGCCCAAGGCUGCCCCGUUUGGUUACUCGACCACAAACCACACCUUCUCGACCGGCCAUGAGUCUUUUCAGGAGAUGCUAAACUACUCUUACGUUGGCCACAGCAGAUACACUGUCUCCGGAAACGGCAUUCUCGUCGAAUGUUUCGUAUCUAGGCUGACACAUAUUUACUGA
This is a messenger RNA of Microsporum canis CBS 113480, 501 nucleotides long. RefSeq lists its product as uncharacterized. The transcript is spliced from 5 exons. Lineage: Eukaryota; Fungi; Ascomycota; Eurotiomycetes; Onygenales; Arthrodermataceae. The record is from RefSeq and is a predicted model, not a curated record. Bases 1 to 501 code for a protein of 166 amino acids.